AUGACUACUGAAGUUGAAAAAUUACUAGACGGUAAUUUCGUUCGAAGGGGACAUCGUCCCUCAAUCGACGAAACUUAUAUUGCAGCAGCACCUGUUGCAGCUAAACAUUCGCCUUGGGCUAGCAUGAAACCGUAUGAAACCUUAAAUAAAAGUAAUAUAGGAGCUUAUAUUCAAUUCAUAGUUAUUGGUAUUGCAGUUGCAUUCCCUACUUAUGCCUUCUUCUCGGCAACAAAUUACUUUAAAAAAGAUGUUCUACAUACCAGUAAGAGCGAUAUUGGUUUGGAAAUGGCCUAUUUAUCAUCUCGACUACUCGGUAAUAUAGCGUCAUUACUAUUUCUAAGGACAUGCAACUUUUCAAGGAAACUCUUUGGCGGAUUUGUUAUUCUAGCUAUUUGCUUGAUCAUUUUACCAAUUAUCGAUCAAUUUCAUUUGUGUGGUAGUGCAUGUACAGGUGCGGUAGUCAUGGCUGUAAUUCGAAUGUUAGUCAAAGUCGCUGGUCAUGAUCCACGUGGUGCAAGCUACUGUUAUUUUGGCAUUAGCUCGGGCCUUCUAUUACUUGCUGUAUUAGUCUAUUUCUGUGUAUCUCGACAAUCAACUUAUCGCCACUACAGCAGUCUAUCAGCCAUGCAUGCAUUGCAUGAGAUCGAAGAUGUUAGCGUGCGUCAUCGAUUUCAGUGUUGCCGAUUCUUAUCCGAUGCCUGUACUACCCUACGACAACCUCAAAUACUCAAUCAUUGUAUCUUAUUAUUUUUGAUUACAGCACAAGACUAUAUGAUUAUACCAACCAUAUUCGUUCUUGCUAGAGAUUUCAUUGGCGGAGGUUGGACAUUUCUGGUUCUCUAUUUAGUCUACAGUUUAUCAGAUACUGUAGGUCGUGGACCAUUAGCCACAACCUUACCAUAUUCUACACGAAUUGCCUGGAUCGGUUUAUUAGUAAGAUUUGCCGUUAUAGCAGGUAUUGCUACAUGUAUACCACCGAAUAAAUUAAGCAACGAAGGACAGGAAUGGAUUUUAUUUGUCCUAGUCAUGGUACUUGGAAUUUCUACCGGUCACAUUAAUACAUCUAUUAUUUCAUAUGCCCCAACUUGUGUAUCUCAAGUAUAUCGCGAAACAACAGGUUAUUUAUGUAUCUUAAGUCUAUUUGCUGGUAUGUCAGCCGGUAUAAUAUUAAGUAUCUUGGUUGAAAAGAUGAUCCAAUUUGCAUAA
This is a messenger RNA of Trichoplax adhaerens, 1206 nucleotides long. RefSeq lists its product as uncharacterized. NCBI's taxonomy places the organism in Eukaryota, Metazoa, Placozoa, Uniplacotomia, Trichoplacea, Trichoplacidae. Gene Ontology annotation, molecular function: nucleoside transmembrane transporter activity. Gene Ontology annotation, biological process: nucleoside transmembrane transport. The coding region runs from base 1 to 1206 and encodes 401 amino acids. The record is from RefSeq and is a predicted model, not a curated record. Gene Ontology annotation, cellular component: plasma membrane. The transcript is spliced from 2 exons.